Molecule: messenger RNA, 2617 nt
Organism: Daucus carota subsp. sativus
Lineage: Eukaryota; Viridiplantae; Streptophyta; Magnoliopsida; Apiales; Apiaceae
Product: phosphate transporter PHO1 homolog 3
Exons: 12
Coding region: 116-2443 (775 amino acids)
Biological process (GO): cellular response to phosphate starvation; phosphate ion transport
Cellular component (GO): plasma membrane; cytoplasm; trans-Golgi network
Molecular function (GO): inositol hexakisphosphate binding
Source: RefSeq, a predicted model, not a curated record
AUUCUAUAACCACUCAACUUUACUCCUACUUUCCACCUUGCUACCUUUCCAUACCAUCUUUUCCUUCCAUAAUAGUAACACGUACAUCUCGUAAGCCUAAAAUUGAUGCACCAAGAUGAAGUUCGGCAAGGAAUUAAGGUCCCAAAUGGUCCCCGAAUGGGAAGGAGCUUACGUUAAUUACGAAUAUCUCAAGACAUUACUCAAAGACAUUCAACAUUAUCGACAGCUUCACGUUCCACCACCCCCUAAUCCCCCGGGAUUAACCCGUAGGCUCUCGCUAUAUCGAAACUUCAGUGGACUCACGGGACUCAAGGUCCCGAAUAGCCCGACAACAAGCACUGACCGUACUGACCAGGAUAUCGAAAGACAGCCGAUACUAGUGAAUGCGGUGAAGAGGCCUAAUGGCGAGGAUGGGUUCGAGACCACGUUUUUGGCUGACAGAGAGGAUGGUGGGGAGUAUGAGCUUGUGUUUUUCAGGAGGCUUGAUGAUGAGUUUAAUAAGGUUGUGAAAUUUUAUAAGGGUAAAGUUGAGGAGGUCUUGAAGGAGGCUGAUGAGCUGAAUAGACAAAUGGAUGCGUUGAUUGCGUUCAGGAUUAAAGUUGAUGAUCCGGAGCAUUCGUGGUUUGAAACGAGUGCUGCUGUUGAUAUGAAUCAGCUCGCUUCGGCUGCGGCGACUUCGGCUGCUGUGUUGUCCACUUCCCUCUCCUCUGGCAAGAAAUCCGAAAGCAAAAGGUCAGGUGAUCACAUGGAAAUUAUAGAUGAGGACAGAUCAAACGGAAGAAGCAAUAAUAGACCAGCACCGUUGGAGAUACUGGACCGUGUCAAAAUCAAUAGUUCUGUUGAUACUCCUCUUUCAACUAUCAAAGUUGUUCUUCAAGUUCCUAGUCAGAAUGAACUGAAAUUCAGCAAUGACAAUCUCCAGAAAGUCGAAGGCCAACUUCGAACUGUUUUUAUUGAAUUUUACUACAAACUUAAACUUCUUAGAAGCUACAGCUUCUUGAAUACUCUGGCAAUUUCAAAGAUCAUGAAGAAGUAUGAUAAGAUCACUUCAAGAAGUGCUUCCAGGUCGUACAUGAGAAUGGUUGAUAAUUCAUACCUAGGCAGCUCCGAUGAGGUUAGGAGGAUCAUGGACAGGGUUGAAAUUUCGUUCAUUAAGCAUUUUGCCAACUCCAACAGGAAGAAAGGGCUAAAAGCCCUCAAACCAAAAACUAAAAAACAGAAACAUGGAGUCUCUGCCUCUUUAGGUUUCUUUGUUGGUUUCACGGCUGCUCUCAUACUUGCGCUGAUAUUGAUUAUACGAAGCCGUCAAAUUAUAGAGAAGGAGGGCAGCAAAAAGUACAUGGAAACAAUGUUUCCCCUCUACAGCUUGUUUGCGUUCAUUGUCUUGCACAUGCUCAUGUAUGCUGCAAAUAUAUACUUUUGGAGAAGAUAUCGAAUCAACUAUUCAUUCAUAUUUGGGUUCAAGGUAGGAACUGCACUAGGCUACCGCGAAGUUCUCUUGUUGAGCUUUGGUCUUGCGGUGCUGGCAUUAGGCAGUGUCUUAGCAAAUCUUGACAUGGAAAUGGAUCCCAAAACAGGAGAUUACAAAGCACUCACUGAGCUUCUUCCUGCAGGAUUAGUAGUUCUUGUAAUUGCCAUAAUGAUCUGCCCAUUCAACAUCAUAUACCGGUCCAGCCGCUACUUCUUACUCACCUGCAUAUUUCACUGUGUUUGUGCUCCUCUAUACAAGGUUUUACUUGCAGACUUUUUCUUGGCGGAUCAAUUUACUAGCCAGGUUCAAGCAUUCCGAAGCAUUGAGUUCUACAUUUGUUAUUACACUUCUGGUAAUUACAGAGUCAGAGAAAACAAUUGCAAGUCAAAUGAUGUUUACAAUACAUUCAACUUCAUUGUAGCAGGGAUUCCAUACUGGUGGCGCCUUCUCCAGUGUCUUAGGCGUUUAUUUGAGGAAAAAGAUGCGAUGCAAGGAUGGAAUGGAAUGAAAUAUUUUGCGACAAUAGUUGCUGUGACAACCAGAACAGCUUAUACUCGCAACAACAGUACAGAAUGGAAAGUCAUAGCUUGGAUCUCAUCAGGAGUUGCAGCUGCAUUUAGUACAUACUGGGACCUUGUUCAUGACUGGGGGCUUCUCAACCGUAAAUCCAAGAACCGUUGGUUGCGAGACAAACUAAUCAUUCCACACCAUUCUGUAUACUUUGGGGUCAUGGGCUUUAAUGUGUUGUUGAGGCUUGCAUGGCUUCAAACACUUUUAGACUUGAACUUUUCUUUCUUACAUAAAGAAAGCUUAGUGACCAUUAUGGCUAGCCUCGAAAUCAUUCGCCGUGGUGUAUGGAAUUUCUUCAGGUUGGAGAACGAACACUUGAACAAUGUUGGAAAGUUCCGUGCCUUUAAGUCUGUACCAUUACCUUUCAACUAUGAUGAAGCCGAGGAGGAAGACGAAAAUUAGAACUAAUUUACAGGCUUGUGAAAAUGCAAGAGAAUCAACUGUAACAUAUAAAGUUUAGCUAUAAUGUAGAGAGGAAUAAACUACACUAUUGGAGUAUUAUACGAUGUAUAUUCAAACUGCAAAUAUUCAAUAUUCAAGUUAAUUCGAUUAUUGGAAGUGAAGUUUAUUAGUCAA